CCCCUGAGUUUGCCGCUUACCAAUAGGCAAUCCUUAUAUUUCUUGGUGUGCGAUCACAUCAUAUUAUUAUAAAAUAUUAGUGAUCCCUACUAUGCUCCCUCGAGGUGGAUAUAGGAUCUCUCCACUCUGAGAUCUCCUGAAGCUGUGCCCAUUAUGGCCAGCUCUAUUCCGCCGAGACCCGGCGAGGCCGACAAUCGAGGACCAUCACUAGUCAUUAUCAAUACUUCGUUCACAGCGAUCGCCGCGAUAUUUGUUGCUCUGCGGAUCAUAUCGCGAGGACUCAUCUUGAAGAAACCAGGCUUGGACGAUGGGAUGAUUGUUGCUGCCACGAUCCUGGCUAUUCUGAAUGUGGUUGUUGCAGGAUUGGGGGUUCAAUAUGGCACAGGAAAGCACAUGUGGGACUUGGAAGCGAAGGAUGCCAAUCCUGCGGCCAAGCUUCGUUUCAUCACCCAUAUCAUCUAUGUUCUGGACAGCGGCCUGAUCAAGAUCUCCAUCUCCCUGCUGUACCUUCGUCUCUUCCCGAACAUCCGCCGGACCACUCUCAGUACCAUCGCCUUCAUCACAUCCAUGACCACUGCGAUAUUCCUGGCCACCAUCUUCCAGUGCUCCCCGGUCGAUGCGGUCUACGACCCCCAGAAAUACCGACACUACUCGUGCUUCGAUUCGGUCCCGUUCUGGUCCUCAACAGCUGCCCUGUACCUGGCCACGGACAUUUGGGUUUUACUGCUCCCAAUGAAAACCAUUCUAGGUCUCCAGGCGAGUCGCAGAAAGCGUCUCGUUCUGACGGGCCUCCUCUCCCUCGGCGCAUUCGCCUGCAUUGCCAGCAUCGUCCGCAUGGUCUACAUUGUCAAGCUGUACCAGGGCUCCGACCAGAGCUGGCACAGCGUGGACGUCUCGAUUUGGUCCGGGGUGGAGCUGGCGCUGGGGAUCGUCGCGGCGAGUAUCCCAAGCCUGCGACCGAUCUUGAACCAGAUCUCGCCCAGGGUAUUUGCCUCGUCGGCUCGGAGGAGCGAAGUCCAGGGGCUGUCUGGAGGGAGCGCUGGGGGCCGUGGCCGGGUCAAGCCUGCUGCGUCGGUCCGUGGCCAACAUGAGGAUCUUUCGCUUGUGCGGUUGACGCGGAAGGAGGUCGCGGGCGAUGAGGAUUCUGCGGUGAGUGUUGAGGAUGCUCGCCAUCUAACUUGA
This is a messenger RNA of Aspergillus homomorphus CBS 101889, 1182 nucleotides long. RefSeq lists its product as uncharacterized. Bases 154 to 1182 code for a protein of 342 amino acids. NCBI's taxonomy places the organism in Eukaryota, Fungi, Ascomycota, Eurotiomycetes, Eurotiales, Aspergillaceae. The record is from RefSeq and is a predicted model, not a curated record. The transcript is spliced from 6 exons.